Heterotrigona itama is the source of this 1699-nucleotide messenger RNA. The record is from the annotation of a GenBank genome assembly. NCBI's taxonomy places the organism in Eukaryota, Metazoa, Arthropoda, Insecta, Hymenoptera, Apidae.
AUGUAUGUAAAUCAUUUAAAUAACCCGCUACAUUGUUCUCAAAAUUGCUUUCCUUUGGUAACGUCUGGUGGCAUUGCUUUGUAGCCUUGUUGGUGUAUUUGCAUUUCUCAGGACCUUCACAGAACAUGCGCAUGUUCAUGUCAAGUGUAGUGCGAAGGAAAUAAUAUUUUGGCUUUCGGGGGCCUAAAAUUAGCUAAAAUGGUGAGCGCUUAAUAAAUUUACGAAUCAUGUUAAUUCAGCGAUCCCUGUGACUUGAUCUUACUGAAAAAUUUGCAGUUUCCUUUAUACGUCUGCGGCAGUGUGUGAAAAAAAAAGUUAAAAUAACCUAUCGUGAUCAACGUUAACGGUCCCUUUUAUAGUAAAUAUAAAUCAAUUUCGUGUUAUACCUGUUGGUUAAUGACAGUGUCCGAAUAGUGCGCGAUAUAUCUGAGCUGAGAAACUUCAUUGUCACCAAAAUGUUUUCAAAUUUUCGAAAAUCAUUCGACGAAGUGCUACUCAAAGCAGUAACAAUAGCCACUGUUACAUGCAACAAAGUCUUUAUUUAUACGUUCUCUUCCAUGUUGAUUCCGGCAUUGCAAAAAAUCAAAAUGCAUUGUAAUGCAUACAUACCGUUUACUAUCGAAUUUCUUGUUUAAUUAAUCUGGAUGCAGUGUUGUAUAAUGGAAACGCUUACAGUUUCUUUUAUAUUAGUAUUUAGAAAGUGUAACGACAAUAAUGUAACUAAUUUCUGUUACAGCAUAAGUUAAAGUUCUCGCAAAGAGAUAAAGUAAAAAAAUUCAUAACAUUUACACACACCGGAGAACAAACUGCAAUAUAUUGUUUAGCACAAAAUGAUUGGAAGCUAGACUUGGCAAGUGAUAAUUAUUUCCAAAAUCCAGAAGCAUACUGCAAGGAACCAAGAAAUACAGUAGAUAAAAAGAAAUUAGAAAUAUUAUUUAGUCGAUAUCAAGAUCCAAAUGAACCUGACAAGAUUACAGCAGAUGGAAUAAUGAAAUUUUUGGACGAUUUGGAUUUGAGCCCUGAAAGCAAAUUAGUGUUAAUUAUUGCUUGGAAAUUUAGAGCAGAAACACAAUGUGAAUUUACUAAAGAUGAAUUUAUGAAUGGAAUGACAGACUUGGGUGUGGACAGUAUAGAUAAAUUAAAAGCCUGUUUAAAUAGUUUAGAAAAUGAAUUAAGGGAUCCUCAAAAAUUUAAAGACUUUUAUCAGUUUACAUUUAAUUAUGCAAAAAAUCCAGGACAGAAAGGUUUGGAUCUUGAUAUGGCAAUUGCGUAUUGGAAUAUUGUAUUAGAUGAUAAAUUUAAGUUCCUGCCAUUAUGGUGCCAGUUUUUACAGGAACACCAUAAGAGGUCAAUUCCAAAAGAUACAUGGAAUUUAUUAUUAGACUUUGCACUUAUGAUUAAUCCUGAUAUGAGUAAUUAUGAUGAAGAGGGAGCCUGGCCUGUACUGAUAGAUGAUUUUGUAGAAUGGGCACAGCCCCGCAUUCGUCAGUCCCUCUAACAUUUUUUUAUUACAUUUUUAACUUCAUAUAAAAAAAAGCUUUAUUUAUUCAAUUAUAAAAUCGUAUAUUCUUCAAGUGAUAUUUGAUCAUAUUUUUCUGAUAGAGCAUCAUUUUACUUUGUGUACAGAAUACAUGGUAAUGAAGCAGGAGUAUUACAUUAGGAUCAAUUUAAUGUAUAAUAACUCUGUAAUGUAAACAGA